Messenger RNA from Nicotiana attenuata, 1095 nucleotides. Its product is annotated as dimethylallylcistransferase, chloroplastic-like. The transcript is spliced from 3 exons. Bases 49 to 936 code for a protein of 295 amino acids. The record is from RefSeq and is a predicted model, not a curated record. Gene Ontology annotation, cellular component: chloroplast stroma. Gene Ontology annotation, biological process: plastid membrane organization; polyprenol biosynthetic process; response to cold. Lineage: Eukaryota; Viridiplantae; Streptophyta; Magnoliopsida; Solanales; Solanaceae.
UCCUCUCCCUAUUUCACUUUAAAGCACAAAACUAAAGCUAAGAAAAUCAUGAGUUCUUUAUUAGUAUCUCAGUUCCUACUAUCAAAGAGCUAUUGGGUCUUCAAUACGGGAUAUCAUCAUCACCAUCUGAGUUUACGGCAGAAUACAUCAGUAUCUGCUCGUCGAUUCAGCAAGAUAUCAGGUUCACUGAGCCUUCAAACUGAAAGGCAUGAUGAUGAUGACCUCGAGCUUGAUCCUGAGCUUAUGCCUAAACACAUUGCUUUAAUAAUGGAUGGUAAUAGGAGAUGGGCUAAGGCUAAGGGCUUACCAGUGCAAGAGGGUCACAAGCUUAUUACUCAAAAAUUAAAGGAGUUUUGUGACGUUUCUUCUAAAAUGGGAAUACAAGUAAUCACUGCAUUUGCUUUCUCUACUGAAAAUUGGAACCGUUGCAAGGAGGAGGUUGAUUUCUUGAUGCAACUAUUCGAAGAGUUCUUUGACGAAUUUAUGAGGUUUGGCAUACGAAUAUCUAUCAUUGGGUGUAGAUCCAACCUUCCCAUCACUUUACAAAAACACAUAGAAUUGACAGAAGAGACAACAAAGGCCAACGAAGGACUUCACCUUGUGAUUGCAUUAAACUAUGGAGGACAUUAUGACAUAUUACAGGCAACAAAAAGCAUAGCAAGUAAAGUAAUGAAUGGUUCUCUACAGCUAGAAGACAUUGACAAGAAUUUAUUUGACAAAGAACUUGAAAGCAAGUGUCUCAGUAUUCCCAACCCCGAUUUACUCAUAAGAACUGGGGGCGAACAAAGAGUCAGUAAUUUCUUGUUGUGGCAGUUAGCUUAUUCUGAAUUCUACUUCACCAAGACAUUGUUUCCGGAUUUUGGAGAAAAAGAUCUUAAGGAGGCAGUACGUAAUUUUCAGCGAAGACACAGACGUUUUGGUGGACACAAAUAUUGAAAACAUUACGUAGUUUCAAGCCCUCACAUGCCCUGUUUUAUGUGUUAUAUCCAUUUCUUUUCAGUUGGUUUUUUCUUAAGGAAAAUAAAACCAAUUUUAUCUAUUUGUUAAAUCUAUAAUUAACUCAAAUCAAACUAAAAUUAAUCUAUUUUUUACUUA